This is a messenger RNA of Sapajus apella (tufted capuchin), 5629 nucleotides long. RefSeq names its product divergent protein kinase domain 2A (gene DIPK2A). Gene Ontology annotation, biological process: regulation of phosphatidylinositol 3-kinase/protein kinase B signal transduction; cardiac muscle cell proliferation. NCBI's taxonomy places the organism in Eukaryota, Metazoa, Chordata, Mammalia, Primates, Cebidae. Bases 2423 to 3088 code for a protein of 221 amino acids. The record is from RefSeq and is a predicted model, not a curated record. Gene Ontology annotation, cellular component: COPI vesicle coat. The transcript has 3 exons.
GAAGGGGCGGCUCCAGGGGAGCCCCGGGGCUGCGCAGGGAGGCCGAGGGUGACCCGGCCGAUGGAGAGUCUGCUUUUGUCACCUAGACUCGAGCUUAUCUCGGAUUUGACUGCGGAUCCUUCAACGCCAGAGGGAGUGCGUCUCUUAACGCUCCCCAAAAUGUCUCUCCAGCGAGUUUCCUUCCGCUCUGCUCUUUGCUUUUCUGCUUUUAUCUGCCGGGCCUUGCAGGUCCGUGGCUCAGACUGUUCACGAGUCUUUGGACCUUUCUUAGUUCUUCUGAAGUGUUUUACACCGUGUUCGCUCUUCCCUUUCUGGCGCUAGUGGCUGGCCUAACUUAGGUCUCAGAGUCUUUGUUUUCCCUUAUUUACCUGGCAGUCAUUUGGACAGCCAAUUCGGGGACGGGUUGGGAAGGAUAAAGUCGGAGAAUGGGACAGUGGUCGGUCGGGGUGGGGCUAAUCUGUGAGCCGAACUUUGGGUUGGAUUAGAAUCAAAGAAACAGGAAAAGUAAGGCAGCUUUGGACUUGGGGCAGGGAGGACUUAAGGCUAGACAGACAUUUUCAUCCUGAUCCUGUGACCUGCCCUAUUCAUCUGUUAAUCUGAUUGAAGGGAGAUGAAAUGUUAGGCCAGGGCGAGUAUCAGGGAAGGAGAUUCUUGCCUUUUGCCAAUUGCGUUAUUUGCAAUAACUUUAUUUUGAAAAGUAAUGUGGUUUUAGGGGAAUAGGAUGAAAUCUUUUUACUGGUGACAGCAAAAAGAGAACGAAAAACAAAAACACUGUUUACUUUCGGAGUAUUUACUUGUUUCUGCCAUUCCCACCCGGCUUCAGUGCGGUGUCCUUGGAUAGUGAUUUACAGUUGUGGGGUUGUGAUUUCUCCUUCUGUCUGCAGAAAAGUUACUGUGCUCCUUUCCAUGACACUUUUGCUGUUAUUUCAAAUACAAGAGAGAAAAAUUAAAGUUCACAAGUAAUUUUGGUAUACUUCACAUUCCUUCUGAGUUGCUAAGAAUGCCAUUGAGAGCUGGAGGUUUAUACAGGGUGGUUUUUUUGGUGUUUUUUUAAAAUCUAAAAGGCAUGAACAGGAAAAUGCAGAUUUAUUUAUAUUUCUUUUCUCAAGCUCUACACUGUUCAUUUUAGCUAAAAGAAAUCAGCUUCGUUUCGUUAGUUUAGCUAAAUAAUGUAACACAAAUAUUUUGCCUCAAAUGAAACUUUAGUGUGGGUCUUAGUAAAUUUUAGGACAUCAGGGGCUAUGUGUAUUGGGUUAAUUUUAAAGUCAGAGUGUGUAUUAAAACUGCUGCAUCUCCUAACUGAAUGGAUGCAUAAAACUGGUUAAACUUUCCUUGAAGAAAUUUGCUUAAUUCAGUAGUUCCCAAACUAGUCAAUGUCUAAAGGUUAGCUUAUGUUUAUUAUGUACAUACACUUGAACUGAAGUUUCUUAUUAAGCUAUCUUUUCAAGAAAAAAAAGCCUUGUUUAUAUUAGCAAGAUUGGUUCAUGGAGAUCGUGUUAGCAGUUUGCUGAAGUAGAUACCCUGACAAAUUCUCUAAGACUCAAAAAGUUAGUAAGGAGCUAUUUUAGUAAUAUACAUUUAUUGUACGUAAAAUGCAGGCGUCCGUACUGAAAGAUUUUUUAUUAGGUAAUUUUGAAUAGUCAUGUAUUAGUAACAACUAAUAUUAGAAUCGAUAUUUUAAGAACAUUAUGUAGCCAGUUCUUUAUAAACGUAGUCAUAGCAUCUGAAUUUGAGAAACUUUGGCAUCUGAUUUACACUAAGGUAAAUUUGUGCUUUGUGUAGAAAGGUUUUAUAUUUUUUUAGGUUUGAAGUUCUCUUGGCAUUCUUAGUUUACUUUGUAGUUGAGAUAGUCAAGUGCGCUUGUAUCUUGUUUUCUGUUUAACUUUUCCCUCAAACUUACUCAUCUGUUCUCAUCUUUAGUGAUGAAACAGCUUUUUUUGAAAAAACACCAUUAUUUUCUUAUAUAUUACACACAAUGACACAAUUGCUCUGAGUGGGUAAAUAGAUGGGUCACAGGAUAAGAAUCUGUUUUUAGUAUGUGAUGAAACAUACUCCACGUUUUAGAGUGUAAGAUUUGUAAAACGUCUCCACGUUUUAGAGUGUAAGAUUUGUAAAUUACAUUUUUAAUUUACACAACCCAGUUCCCAGGAAUAGUACUAAUACUAAUAUAUGUAUCAUAAUUAUAGCUAAUUACAUACUGUGAAAUAUAAUUUCACAGUAUGUAAAUAGUACCACUCAGUCAUAUAGGCAUCUUAUCUUUUUAAAACCUGAUUAACAAGCAAGUAGAGUAAGAAGAUAUUUUUAAGAGUCUUCAUAGAGCUGCCACUUUCUUUGUAGAAUCACUUGAGCUUUGGUAAAAGCUAGUGAGUUUGAAAGUCUGAACAAUAUACUUGAGGAUUGAUGAUUGUAUACAACCACCAAAAUGAAAGGAAUCUCAGUAUUCUGUGAUCAGAGUUUUCCGUCUGAUGAAGGUUGGCCAUUUGCAAAGUAUCUUGGAGCUUGUGGAAGAAUGGUGGCUGUAAAUUAUGUUGGAGAAGAACUUUGGAGUUACUUUAAUGCACCAUGGGAGAAACGAGUUGACCUCGCUUGGCAAUUAAUGGAAAUAGCAGAACAGCUUACAAACAAUGACUUUGAAUUUGCACUCUACCUCCUGGACGUCAGCUUUGACAAUUUUGCAGUUGGUCCUAGAGAUGGGAAGGUAAUCAUUGUGGAUGCUGAAAAUGUUUUGGUUGCUGACAAAAGAUUAAUUAGACAAAAUAAACCUGAAAAUUGGGAUGUGUGGUAUGAAAGCAAAUUUGAUGACUGUGAUAAGGAGGCUUGCUUAUCAUUUUCAAAAGAAAUUCUUUGUGCUCGUGCCACUGUGGACCACAAUUACUAUGCUGUUUGUCAGAACCUCUUAUCCAGACAUGCCACCUGGCGUGGCACUUCUGGAGGACUCCUUCAUGAUCCACCAAGUGAAAUUGCCAAAGAUGGCCGCCUCGAGGCCUUGCUGGAUGAGUGUGCCAACCCAAAGAAGCGCUAUGGCAGAUUCCAGGCUGCAAAAGAACUGCGUGAAUAUCUGGCACAAUUAAGUAACAAUGUGAGGUAGUCUAUGGUGAACAUUUCUUUUUUUCUCCAUUUAAACAGCACUAGGUAAAACUAAACCACCAAAAACUAUCUGAAAAAAUGAAAUUUGGAAGUAUUACAUUCAGAGGAUGAUAAACUUGCACUGAUAGAUCUUAAUGUUAACAUCCAUCAAAAUAAGACAUUACUUCAAAAAUCACAUGAUGCUUCUGCAAAAAAGUAUGUUCUUAUACUUUGGAGGCUUGAGCUGUCAGCAGCUGCUCUCCCCUACCCCGGAAUGCUUGAGUGGAUUAAUGAAUAUUGUUAAGCUAUUGGAAAUGAGUCUGAUAGUACAUUGGCUUGUGUAUCAAAGGAUACUUGGUACUUAGUUUGCAUUUACUAUCAUGAUUUUGUGAAUCUCUUGCAUUUACUUUGAAUGUCAAGUUAGAUUGGCCUGUUUUAUAGGCCACAUUUUCCUUCUGAUGUGUAGGGUUUUUUCCCCAUUUUUGUUAUUUGUUUAAGUUAAAUUUUGAACAUUCAGGUGACUGUAGGUGUUCAUUUAAAUUUUGACUAGUUCUCAUUCAGUGCUAUUUGGUACGUUACUUACAGUUAGGGCAGGAUUCCCAGGUUUACUUUGUUUUUUUUUUUUUUUAAAGAAACCUAAAUAUUAUGUAAAUACUUCUUUUCACCACCUUCUGUAGUUUCACCAUUGCAUGAUAUCAUUUCAGGUUAUUUAAAAGUUAUAUCCCUCAAUGCCAACAAUUGCAAGUGUACACUAAACAUGAAGUAUGGCAUAUGUUGUAAAAUGUCAUUUUAUCCUUUACUAAAGGCUUUAAGAAUAUACUAGCAAUCUAUACCUUGAUGUUCAUUUCGAUUCAGAAAAAAAUACAAUCCAGUAUCUAAAAAGUGUUAACUAGUCCAAGAUAGUAAUGCAUAUGCCAAAGAAAUAUUACACCUAGUCUCAUGUUUAGAAUUUAAAAUAGAGUUGAUCACAUACUUAUUUUUACCACUCUACUUCCAGUAUUUUAGCUCUGUCAUUAUUAAAUUCAGAUCUUCCUGGUUAUUCUUUCUGUUGAAAGUUAAACUACCGCUUUCAAGUAAUUUAAAGUUAUCCUACCUUUUAUUCAUGGGUAGUUUUGCAAAAUUUACAUGGUAGACAUUGUUUGAAUUUAAUCAGGCAUCAUAACCUUUUAUUUAUUGAUGAACUAAUCAUUAUUACUGUAAAGAAGACAAGUUAGCCAGUCAGCCCACUUUGGUCUUCUUUACCUAAUGGUUAUACAUCCAAACAUCAAAUUUAAGUAUUUGGAUGGAAAUGUGUGGGCUUGUUAAAAAAUGUUAUAGUAUAUAAGUUGACUAUCACUAACAGGUAAUAUUUUUCUGUUUGAAGUUGUUACUUUUGUUUACAGCAAAGUUUUGAUGUAGUGUGCGGUAGUGAGUUCUAGACUGAUCUUAUUCUAAAUCAGAAAGUGAUUAAAGUAUGCACAACCAAAGCCAGGUUUUUCUUUUUCGUUUAUUCAGUAACUAUUUAUUAAGCAUCAACUCUGUGCCAGGCACGUUACUAGCUGCUACAUACUGUCUGAACAUGACAUACGGUUAAGUAACUUUACAAUUAUUAGCAAAUACUUCAAUGUAGAUAUUUCUUAAGUUGAAAUAGCAUUAACAAGGAUAAUGCUUUCAUGUUAUUUUGUCUUGUGAUGGAAAUUCAACUUGUACCAUCUAAAAUUAAGUUGCUAUAAAAAUAGGAUGGGAUGAAGUCAAUAAAGUUAAUGCCAGUUUAAAAACUGAAAGGAAAAGGUAAGAGCUUUCCAUCAUAAAAUAGUUGCAUUAUGUUAAUUUUUACACAUUAGUGCAUUGCAUAUAUCAACUGGCCCUCAAUGAAGCAUAUAAGUGCUGGGAAAUUUACUAAACUGACCCUUUUUGCAACUUUGGGAAAUUUUUGAGGGGAGUAGUUAAAAUUGUCAGACACUCACCUCUUACUCAAAACUUCAAAUAAAAUACACUUUUUCAAAAGGGAGCACCUUUUAUAUUUGAUAAGUUUUCAUUAUAAACCUUACAAUACCAGUCACAAAGAGGUCGUCUGUCUAUGGUUUAGUGAACAUUUGCUUUUCUUUUUGGAAGUGUGAUUGCGAUUGCAGAACAGAAAGUGAGAAAACACUGCCAGCAGUGAUUGCUACUUGAGGUAGUUUUUUAUAACUACCAUUUCCCCUCCAUGAAAUUAUGUGAAAUUUAUUUUAUCUUUGGGAAAAGUUGAGAAGAUAGUAAAAGAAUUAGGGAUUUAAAAUUACAGGGAAAAAAUGUGUAAGUGAAAAAGCAAUAAGUAUUUUGUUCACUUUGCUAUCAAGAUGUUCACUAUCAGAUAUUUAUUAUAUGGCAGCAAUUUAUAUUUUUAAUCAUUGCCCAUUAAUAGACGCAGUAAAAUAUUUUUGAAUCAGACAUUUGGGGUUUGUAUGUGCAUUAAAAUUGUCUUUUGUACUGUAAGUUACUGUUAAUUUGAAUAUUUUAUCGAACUGUCUCCCUGUGCCUUUAUAAUAUAAAGUUGUUUCAACAACUUUUAAUGAUCUUAAUAAAGAAUACUUUAAGAAUCACA